AUGGAAAGCCCACUGCUAAAAAGAAAAACAGGAAAGAACUUCACUCGCCAAGAAGAGGAUGCAUUAGUGGAGUUGGUGGAUGAACAACGACAUGUUCUGGAGAAUAAAAGAUCCGAUGCUGUCACAUGGAAACAGAAAGAGGAGGGUCCUUUCCCCAUAUUCGGAGUUGGAUCGUGUCCAGUAAUUGUUUUGAAGCGCUGCCGAAGGUCUUCCGACUGCACUGAUGAACACACCUGUGAUACAGCGGCACUUGCAAAACUCUUUAUACUGGCGAUACAGUGGUACUGGCAAAACUUUGAUACUAGUACUCCGGAAAGGGAAAAAUUCAUUGUCCACACUGAGGAUAUAACUGAUGCCGACGAGCUCAACCAGGAAAAUGUGAAGAACGUUGAUCACGAAGAAGAACAGUGGUCUUCUUGGACACCUAACGCACUGAGAAGUAAAAAAACGUCCAAACUUUUGAUUGACUGUCCUGGCACCCGCAAGAGAAAUUUGGAGGAAGAAAAAAUUAAGUUGACAGUUUUACAACAACAAUUUUAUGCAGAUGAAAAUACCCGGGCUCAGGAAAAACAUGAGCAAGAAUUAAUUGCGCUUAAAUUGGAAAAUGAGCUAAUGCAAUUAGAAAUCUUAAAAAAAAAACCAAAUUAGAUUCAAAUAAGAAUGCACCUUAAGCAGUUGCGGUACUCUUGUUUAUUUUUAAUA
This is a messenger RNA of Bactrocera tryoni, 702 nucleotides long. RefSeq lists its product as uncharacterized. The coding region runs from base 1 to 648 and encodes 215 amino acids. The record is from RefSeq and is a predicted model, not a curated record. The transcript is spliced from 3 exons. NCBI's taxonomy places the organism in Eukaryota, Metazoa, Arthropoda, Insecta, Diptera, Tephritidae.